CUGUGCACUCAUCCAAGUAUAAUAGUACCGAGAGACGACAGAGCUUGAAGCAGCAAAAUUAAGCCCAAGAGAUGACAACUCAAUAAGGCUCUUCAACGUCCAAAUAUAUUGAUCACAAAGCUUCAGUAAUGGAUAUCUUGGAUGAGUACUGGUUCUUCAGGAACAUACUGAUUACAAACCAAAAGCCUCCUGCCAAUGAUUCUCAUAAUUCUCAAGAGAAGAGCAAAGAAGAAGAAGAAGAAGAGGAUGUUAACCUGGAUCAAGUUAAGGAGGAGACUCCUGCACUAAAUAGAAUGCCCACACUUCCACCUCGAUUUCAAAGACUCAACAGUACUGCACAAGUUGAACAAGUACCGUCUUUGAACACCUGCAACCCCAAGUUCCGGCACUCAUUGAGCUCAUUGGAUAAUUAUCAUUCAAUAUCUUUUUCGUCUAAGAACGCCAGAGAUCGAUCACCAAGGUACAUAAAGCUCGAAAGGUCAGAGAGAUAUUUAGCCAUCCAGCAUUACAUUGCAAAAGAAGCUUACUAUAGAAACAUAUUCAAGGAGAAGAAAUGGAAAAGCCAAAAUGAUCUAGAGUACAUGGAGGUACAAGGCUUCAAGGAUUUGGGGUUUGUUUGUGACAAGGAAGAGCUUAAUACGAAAUUUGUCAAGGUUAUUCCCGGUCUACGCAACAAGAAAUCUGGCAAACGCGAGGAAAAAAAGAGGCCAUAUUUAUCAGAAGCAUGGAUAAUGCAGAAGUCAGCUCCUCCUAUGUUCAGAGGUGUUGAUAAGAGAUCGACCGAGGAUAUGAAGGAGCAGCUCAAGUUCUGGGCUAUCGCAGUUGCUUCCAAUGCUCGUCAGGAGUUUUGAUUCUCUAACAAAUUACGUUGAUGUUCUGAAUCUCACAUGUAAAUUUUUUUUCCACCCAACUUGUAAAUUUAUUAAUUGAUUACUGCCUAAUCCUGCCAAUAACAUGGCGCAAGAAUUAGUUAGUCCCAAUAAUAUAAGUAAAUAAAAGUACCCGUUUGCUCUAAUGAAGUUAUGAAAG
Molecule: messenger RNA, 1029 nt
Organism: Asparagus officinalis (garden asparagus)
Lineage: Eukaryota; Viridiplantae; Streptophyta; Magnoliopsida; Asparagales; Asparagaceae
Exons: 2
Coding region: 129-851 (240 amino acids)
Source: RefSeq, a predicted model, not a curated record